This is a messenger RNA of Aspergillus pseudotamarii, 2181 nucleotides long. Its product is annotated as fungal specific transcription factor domain-containing protein. NCBI's taxonomy places the organism in Eukaryota, Fungi, Ascomycota, Eurotiomycetes, Eurotiales, Aspergillaceae. Gene Ontology annotation, biological process: positive regulation of transcription from RNA polymerase II promoter by galactose; DNA-templated transcription. Bases 1 to 2181 code for a protein of 726 amino acids. The record is from RefSeq and is a predicted model, not a curated record. The transcript is spliced from 5 exons. Gene Ontology annotation, cellular component: nucleus. Gene Ontology annotation, molecular function: RNA polymerase II cis-regulatory region sequence-specific DNA binding; DNA-binding transcription factor activity, RNA polymerase II-specific; zinc ion binding.
AUGGAGAUAGGUGGUCUAGCCCUGGCGUCUGCCUCCGCCGCUCAUGAGCUCUUAAUUUGUGGCCUCCGAAUAUACCGUCGCAUUAGGGAGGAGAAGAAUUUGACUCGUGCUUUGAGAGAGUUUCAGAUGUUUGAACUCGAAGAUAGGCAAGCCCAGGUCAAAAUCGAUAUUGCGCUGGCUCAAGGCGUCUUGAGGAGCCCGACGAUUGAUCAGGAACACAAGGAUCGCCUAGAGCGGAACUGGAAACGCAUUACGGACCUCCUAGUCCAAGUCGACAACCUCAUAGACCACAUGAUCCGCAACUCAUCAUGGACAGCGACUCGGACUCGUCAUGAAGCUCGAGAUAGGCUGCUCUACUUGGGUGACACCAGAGCCAUCUCCAACGCGGUGCAGGAAUUUCAGUCUAUUGUGCUUGCCGUCCUUUUCGGGAGUAGCAGUGCGGGCUCCUUUAUGCGCGAAAUCCAGUCGGCAAUCAGUGCUCGAUUAGGAGCCUCACAUCGACAUAUGGCCACGAGAAAAGUAGAAGCGCCACAACUGCACCACAGACACCGGGACUUUCAACCUUCUUCAUCAGGCUAUGAAGAGCCAGCAUUAUUCCUACUUCCUCCACGUAAUCUUGCUGACGGCCUGAUGCAGGCCUAUUGGGAUAACAACUGGUCCCUCUACCCUGUGAUCGAUCGCUGUAAAAUUGAGGCAACAUAUGAGUCGCUCUGGACGUCUCACAACGCGCGCAAUUAUCCGUUAAUUCCAAUCAGUGUCAUCAAUCUCUGUUUUGCAAUUGGCUGCUACUACUGCGAGCUCCUCCCACCUCGGGAGCGGAAAGCUACGAGCGACGACUUUUUCACACGUGCAGAAUCGCUAUAUAAGAAGACGGGAGAAACCAUAUCGUACGAGCGAGUCCAAUGUCUGCUGCUAUUCGGCAUAUACUUACAGAGCACGACUUCCGUCUCUAAAUGCUGGAUGACCGUAGGCCAGGCUAUUCGUAUGGCCCAAAGUCUCGGAAUUCAUGUGGCCCAGCAUGAUCGUUAUCGAGAGGCAGUAAGCCAUAGGGAGUACCAACGUCGCACCUGGCAUGGGUGUAUCUGGCUAGAUCGUGUUCUCUCAUCUACUCUCGGCCGUCCUGGUAUGAUCCCGAAGUGGCUGUUCAACUCUAUCCCACUACCGUCAAUGAUUGAUGAUGAAUUUUUCGAAACCCAAACGACAGGCUCUCCAUUCCGACCUGAUGGGCGACCGUGUAGGAUGGCAUUUGUCGUGAAAGCCAUGGAGCUGUAUCAGAUUCUUGACGAAAUCCUCGUUGACCUCUACCUCAAGACCUCCAAGGAUGAAGAUAUUGAGAGCAAACUUAUGCGUAUUCUCCAAAUCGAUAGCAAUCUCCAAGCGUGGAAAAAGUCCCUUCCAGAGUUCCUCCAUCCGCGCGCUAAUGCCGAAGCCGAUGCGAUCCUGAAAAGACAAGCCAUAGUCUUGAGAGUUCGCAGUUUUUUGCACGCGCGCAUUCUCCUCUUCCGUCCGACCGUAAUCUGUUACUGCAUGCGCGAUUCCACUGCGGCCGCGGCUACGAUGGCGGGUUGUUGCACGGAAAACGAACCAUAUGGUUCCUACGACGAUUGCAGUCUAUCUGAAGUAAUGCUAGCACAAUGUGUCCGCAUCAGCUUCCGCAUUGCCCGUGAGCUCAUUGAAACCUUUGACCACCAUCUUAACCGACAGACCUUACUUGGACCGCUGCCCAACUGGUGGUAUUCCAUUCUCUAUGUAUACAACGCGACCAUGAUGAUUCUCGUCGAGCGAUUUCUAGAAACCAAGGAUGGUGCCUCUCCCGCUAUUGAAUCCAAGGCCGAACGGACGUGGAAUGCGGCACUCAGGGUCCUGAAGUCCUACGGGGUCUUAGCCGACUCAGCGACCCGAUGCGUCGCGGUUCUGGAGAUCUUUCUGGAGAAGCUUUUCCUCCGCAGCAACAACAAUAACAACGGUAAUGGUGACAGCAGGGAUACAGACACUGUAACUACCACACCGCAUCAUCUCGACGGCUACGACUGGGAUGCACUGUGGGCCAUGUCAAACUCCUUCGGUCAGGAGUCUAGUUUUUCGGAUUCAAAUUUAUUCCCGCUUACGUUCGAUGGUUAUAUUUUGUCGGAUUUGCUGUCGUCGUCGUUAGAGCAGGGGUUUAGCCCGGCUGAUAGGUAA